UAAAGAGAGAGAGAGAGAGGCAGUGUUAGAGAGAGGAAGAGUAGCUGGUCUGUGUAAUAAGACAUAUAACCCAGGUUAGAACAGGUUAAGCCAGUGGAGCCACACCAGAUCAGACCAGGGCCCCAACCAAGCUAGACCCCUCCAGCUCAAACCUUCCACUAUCACACAGACUGCAGCAACAGCAGCCAUGCAUGCCUUCCUCUCUCUCCUCUUCUCCAUGCAUGCCUUGUUCUCUCUCCUCUUCUCCCUUUCCCUCUCCCUCGUCGAGGCGGAUGUGGUUGCUCAAUUCCAGGACGUUCCGGAGUGUCUGGAGUACUUCUACCAGGGGAAGGUUCCGGAGUGGGGCGCCACCACGCCCGGUGCUGCCCGCCUAUGUCAACGCUUUGCCAACCGGUACCACUUUGCCACGCUGUACGACACCGCCCAACGCAUCGCUGUGUACUCAGCCUACCGCUUCCAGCCCAGCAAUGGCGGAGGCCGGGAGAAGCGCUGGUUUGUGGAGCCCCAGCUUGUGAACAGUUCUUGGGCAGCUGAGAUGAAAGAUGGUUACUGGCUGGGCAAGGACAAUCCUGACAUCUUCCUGGGUGAGAGGCAGGCCUUGAAUGAGGACUACACACACUCUGGUUUUGACCGCGGGCACCUGAACCCCAAUGGACACCAUGCUGUCCCAGGUCGUAACGCCACUUUCACUCUGACCAACGUGGUUCCGCAGAACCCCAAAUUCAACCAGGAUGCGUGGAGAAUCCACGAGUUGGACCUCACCGACAUUUUCCGGACCCAGUGCUCCGAGGCGUACGUCCUGGUGGGUGCCGUUCCCUCCACCGACAACUGGAUUAUCAAGAACAACGUAAGGAGAGUCAACAUUCCCGACUACAUGUGGAACGCCUAUUGCUGCGUGGACGCGAACGGGAGGCCCGUUCUCAGUGGAGCCGCCACUGCUCGUAACACCGAGCAGAACAGGGUCGACCAGCACUCUCUGACCGAGCUCAGCGCUUUCCUGCAGCAGUUCGAUAUCUCGCCAGUCGGGCAACUGUUCCAUAACCACUGCCAGGCAUGAAACGUGGGGCGUAGUUCCUUUAGCCGACAUUAAACAUGAGCUUGCAGAUUGGUCUGGUUUCCAUGCUAUAGAUCCGUAGGCAAAAGGUUAACAUUAGGAAUACUGUCUGAAUAAAUCAUCUCAAAUCUGGGGCUACUAGGGAAUAUUUUCAUGAAUUUAUUUUCAAAUUUCCAUUUCAGGUGAUGCAGUUCAAAUAACUGGUCCGUGCAGGUGUG
Molecule: messenger RNA, 1272 nt
Organism: Hypomesus transpacificus
Lineage: Eukaryota; Metazoa; Chordata; Actinopteri; Osmeriformes; Osmeridae
Product: endonuclease domain-containing 1 protein-like
Exons: 3
Coding region: 188-1057 (289 amino acids)
Molecular function (GO): hydrolase activity; nucleic acid binding; metal ion binding
Source: RefSeq, a predicted model, not a curated record